Molecule: messenger RNA, 436 nt
Organism: Staurois parvus
Lineage: Eukaryota; Metazoa; Chordata; Amphibia; Anura; Ranidae
Source: the annotation of a GenBank genome assembly
UCAUUGCUGGGCACUGACUGGCAGCAAUGCUAGGCAUUGACUGGCGCAACUUCUGGGCACUGACUGACACAACUGACACUGACUGGUGGAACUGACUGGCAGCACUGCUGAGCUGCACUGAUGAGCACUGGUGGGUGGCACUGGUGGGCACAGGUGGGUGGCCACAGGUGGGCACAGGUGGGUGGCACUUCUGGGCACAGGUGGGUGGCCACAGGUGGGUGGCACUUCUGGGCACAGGUGGGCGCACUGCUGGGCACAGGUGGGCGCACUGCUGGGCACAGGUGGGCGGAACUGGUGGGUGGCACUGCUGGGCACCGAUCAUCAGUGCCCUGAUGAUCGGUGCCGAUCCCCGCUCUGACAACUGCCGGUUCUCGGCAGUACUUGCCUCAUGCUCUGACAGCGUGAGGAAAGUGCAGCCGAGAACCGGCAAUUGCAU